CCUGGUGAAACGUGGCAGAGCGCCACAACACAUCUAGACAUUCGACAGGACGGAUCAAAAUUUUUAGUUCUCUUUUCGGUACACUAGCACCAAUCCAAACAAAUUCUAUUCCAAUCAUUUUGGUUUAGUUUGUUAGUUUUGGUCGAAGACACUCGGAAUGUUCCUAGCCAAGAGCAGCUCAACAGCCCUGCGGCCGAAGCUAUUCAGCGGGGCGGUAAGUAUGCUGAGGAUCAGCCAGCGGCUGGAGAGCAAGUGUCCAACCCCCGAGGGGGAAAAGAACAAAUGCUUCAAGUUCAGGGGGGACAUCUGUACUGCGGAUAAAAAGCCCCAGAACACUGACUGUGCGCCGCCGGUUCCGCCCAAGCCCAAGUACUACAAGCAGCUCGAUCCGUGCAAGUCGGACAAGGAGCUAGCCGUACAGCACCCCAAGUACCUGGGUGUCUACCCCCGAUGCAAGAUACCCUAUCAUCCGGAGCCGUGGUGCACGGACCCUUGCCUCCUUGAGGUGCGCAUGGACCCCCUUUACUACAAGCCCAGCGCCGCCCUGGACAAGAAGUAUGAGUGCUACUGGGUAGAGUGCUUUCAGCGGCGGCCAAAGCGCUGUUGCCGCCGCGUUCCACCGGAGCGCUCCUACCGGGUGAUAUACAACAAGUGCGACCACAGGACCCAAAAGAAGCAAUGCUUUAUGGUCGAUCCCAUGCCGUGCAAGCAGGACGCUCAAUACACCAGCUGCCCCAAGUUUGUGAUGUGUAACUGCCCCCUCGCCAACCAGCGCGUCGAUUGCCUGGGUCCACCCAAGCUGCGACCCCGGUGCCGUCGACCCCCAACCCAGUACCCCUGCUUCUCCGAGUGUCAGCACGAGGAGCUGUCCAAGCCGCGUCCGGUGGAGUGCCGUUGCCUAGAGGUGCCUUCCACGUGCGAACUCUACAGGUAUAUGAAGAGAACUCGCCAUCGCCGCGGACCCUGUGACCCCAUAGACAAGGGCUACGACCCCUGCGACCCCUCUACCCACUAAACCCAGGAUAAUGGAUAAUGGAUGACGUUUGGAUUUGGUAGCGACUGAAUUGAAUACCGUACUCCUAAUCUCCCUUCUCUAUACCGGAUCCGACCUGAUCGAUGUCAUUAAAACUAUUUAGGCCGCUUUCCGUUGUUUCCCAGGAGAGCUGGACUCCUGCUUAGGUUUCUGGAUACUAAAUUUUAGUGACUAACGAAAGUCCAAGGCACAGGACUUUUAGUAUUUUACAUACUGAUGAGUGAACAAUAAUUGUAUGAACCUUCUUAUUAAACGGCUAUAGUUUUCAA
Messenger RNA from Drosophila bipectinata, 1302 nucleotides. RefSeq lists its product as uncharacterized. NCBI's taxonomy places the organism in Eukaryota, Metazoa, Arthropoda, Insecta, Diptera, Drosophilidae. The record is from RefSeq and is a predicted model, not a curated record.